Messenger RNA from Aspergillus glaucus CBS 516.65, 1350 nucleotides. RefSeq lists its product as uncharacterized. The record is from RefSeq and is a predicted model, not a curated record. Bases 66 to 935 code for a protein of 289 amino acids. NCBI's taxonomy places the organism in Eukaryota, Fungi, Ascomycota, Eurotiomycetes, Eurotiales, Aspergillaceae. The transcript is spliced from 2 exons.
UGCACCAGCUCUGCUCAUAUCUAUUGAACACUGCGGAAUACAAGUAUACAGAAUACUCAACGGUCAUGACAAACCACCACCCACCAAUCCCACUACUGCCCUCCCUCCUUGACCUCAACUUCAACUUCAACUUCAACAAUAACACCACCACCACCACCACCACCAUCAUCAUCCUCCUAAUCCUCACAAUCCCCCCCCUCCUCUUCCUCUCCCACACAAUCCGCAAAGACUACGCCGCCUUCAUCUCCCUCGGCCCCGGCGGCGUCCCCCAAUCCCCAAAAGGCUACAUCGGCUUCUGCUGCCUCCGCCCCUUCGCCCUCCGCAACCCCUUCGAACCACCUCGUCUACCCCCGACCUUACAACCCCAGGACGGAUUCCUCGCAUCCGACACACUACCGACACGGAAGGGUCCUCGACCAGUAGUUAAGGGGAUAGUGCCGCAGCGGCAGAUAACGCAGCAGGGGAAUGAGACGACGUAUGAGGUAUUGAGUCGGGAGUUAUCGACGUUGGUGCAGACGCAUGCGCAUACGCACGGGUUGUAUACUGAUACGUCGUGUUUUGAGAAACAUAGUAUGGGGAUAUUUGUCGCGGAGAAGUUUAGGUCUUGCGUGACUUGUAAUGGAGAGGUGUGUCAUGCGCAUCCGAGUGAUGGGAGUUUGCAUUUGAGUCUGCAUCCGGCGGAUGUUAAGGUGGUUUUGGCCAAUGGGUGGGGGCAGAGACAUCCCAUUGCGCGGGAGAAGAGUUGGUGGUGGCAGGUGUUGAGAACGGGGAGGACGUUGCCGCCGGGGUUUGUGAUGGUGUAUGCGCCGAGGGAUGAGAAGGAGCUGAGGGUUGUUGUUGAGAUCGUGCGGGCGGCCGUCUGUUGGGUUAGUGGAAAGGGGUUGCAAUGGGAGAGGGAGUGUGUGAUUGAAGAUAAGGAAAUGGCGUCAAUAUAACAGUAAUUGUCUAAUAGCAUAAUCAACGGAAUCUCUUUUCCUAUACCUAUUGAAGACACUCUGUGCUAUAAAGACAUAAAAGACAAUGCUCGUGACCAUCCUCAGGUGAAUCGUAAAUUCUGUUCUCAAAAAGGUAGCAACGCACAUGGAGAGAAAAACACAAGCGAGAAAAGAAAUGAAAUAAUAAAAACGGUUUAAAACACAAGAGUAUUCGUUGGAUCGACGCCGGGACGAAAGAGAAACGAAGCUAUUAGCAUAAAAUCAAGAGCCGUUAGAGAACACAAAAGCACCGAGGUAACAGUUCCCUUCCCUACACGUGGUGCCUUUUUGACUUUUUCUGUUGGCGGCCCCAAUAUCCCAUCCAUCACCCGCAACUCCCUGCCAAGCAAGUUCUAGGUAUAAUCUCUUCCAGUUC